GCUUCAUAUUUAAAAAUUUGUACCUUUAUCUUGCAAUAAAGUUGCGUUACAAAACACGUUUACUAUAAAUGUGGCCUUAUGCUUUUUAAUGAUUGAUGCGAUCGUCUGUUUAUUUAAUUUUCUUAAUAUGAAAUCUUUGUUGCCUAAACUGUUAGUAAAGAACUCAGCGUUGUUUAUUUGUGACUUGCAAGAAAAAUUUAGAAGCACUAUUCAAAAUUUUUCAGAUGUUGUAAUAAAUUCAAAAAAAUUAAUAGAUGUUGCUAAAAUUUUACAAAUUCCUAUUAUUGCUACUGAGCAAUACCCAAAAGGCUUAGGUAAGACGGUUUCUGAAAUUGACACAAUGAAUAUGGCUUUAUUUGAAAAGACACAUUUUUCAAUGUGUAUAACAUCACUUUUGGUACAUAUCAGAAAGAUUGAUAUUCAAAACAUAAUUUUAUGUGGAAUAGAAACACAUGUUUGUAUUCAGCAAACAUCAUUUGAGUUAUUAGAAAAUGGUUAUGCAGUUUACUUAAUUGCUGAUGCAACAUCUUCUAGAAGUUUAUUAGACAGAAAAAUAGCAUUAAAAUUAAUGUCAUCUUGUCAAGUAAAAAUAACAACUGUUGAAAGUAUCAUUUUAACAUUAUUAAAGGAUUCAGCUAAUCCUAACUUUAAGAUAAUACAAAAACUUCUAAUGAAGUCAAGUGAAAAUCUUGAUUUCUUAUACUAGUUUAUUAUUCUAUCACAUUAUAUCAGAAAAUGUUUUUAAAUAUUAUUCUAUCACAUUAUAUCAGAAAAUGUUUUAAAUAAAUAUCAAUAUAGACUAAUUUUGUAACCAAAUUGAAAAUAAUAAAACUAAU
Molecule: messenger RNA, 836 nt
Organism: Gordionus sp. m RMFG-2023
Lineage: Eukaryota; Metazoa; Nematomorpha; Gordioida; Chordodea; Parachordodidae
Product: isochorismatase domain-containing protein 2-like
Exons: 3
Coding region: 89-706 (205 amino acids)
Cellular component (GO): cytoplasm
Source: RefSeq, a predicted model, not a curated record